CUGACUGGCCAGCUCCCGUGUCGCCUGCAAGCCCACUACGCCUUCCGCUCUGGUCUGCGUUUGCACUUCGUAAAGCACGUCAAUAACGAGAGCAUGGUGGAGAGGCCAUCAACCACAAGGUUCUGUGGAGUGCCAGACUGCUACGCUGGCCUGCCGGCGCGCUACACGUGUGCCGCAUAUGAAACGUGUGAAUGCAGAUGUGCGCAAAAUGUGGACAGCGUCUGCUCGGUAAUGGGCCGCGCUGCCUGCAAGUGGUGAUUUCGUUUGGUGGCUCGCGUGCCCGCAAUGUCCAAGCGCGCCAACACUGAGGGCGGGACUGUGUGGGUAAGCCUGGCACAGGUACUGCAGGGCCGCGACGUCAACUCUGCGACGAACAUGUGGCACGCGCUGAUGGAGUGCUGCUUGGUAGAGCGCGGCCUGCGGCCCUGCGCCUUGGUAGAGCGCGGCCUGCGGCCCUGCGCCUUGGUAGAGCGCGGCCUGCGGCCCUGCGCCGCGGUGGUGGCAGCGGCGGUGGUGGUGGAGGGCCUGGCCCCACCAGCAGCAGCAGCAGCAGCACCAGCAGCAGCGGCGGCAGCGGCAGCAGCACCAGCAGUGGCGCAGGGCCUGGCGACAGCGGCCCUGGGCCCAGCAGUUGCGGCGUGCAUGUCCAUACAUAGCGGAGGGGGCGAGCAAGGCCACGUGGAGGAGGAGAGCGCUGGCGUCGCCCAAAGAAGCGGCGCCGGCGCGCAGGUUGAGGCCGGGCGGUGUCUAGUUAGAGUCUUUGCUGGCGAGGAUAGCACAGCACAGUAUAUGGUAGGCUGCACGCAGCAGUGAGGAUGUUGUGGCUAGAGGAUCCCCCGCUGUUCGGUUUGCUGCCUGCUGUGCUUGCGCUUGAUAGUUGGAUGCGACUGGACGCAUGGCGGGCCGUGCCUGUACGAUCCGACCCUGGCUAUGUCCAGGAGAUGAGGUAGACGCUUGCGGCCUCAGACUGGAGGCGUGGCGUGGGCUCAGCCCACUUUUCCCUUGCGAGGGGAGCCACAUAUCUUGUCCCAUCGUUCCGCAAGGCGUCCGGAUGGGUUCUGUGUGUGGGCGGAACGGUAGUUCUAUGGCGCGCUGAGGUCAGGGGUUCUAAUCCUGGAGGAUUUUCGGUCGAACAUCUGUUGCUGUCGCAUGAGGGUCUGGUCAUGAAGUUGACUCAUGCGAGUUGGCUAUGGCGAUACCCUAGCGGAGGGGGUAAGCGCGACAGAAAAGCCACUGCCACAGAGACAAGAUAUGUGGUUCCCCUCGCAAGGCGCCAGUAUGGUGUUUUUUUUGCAGACGCACGUGGGCACGCAGGCACGCAGCAGGCAAGCAGGCACGCAGGCGGCACGGACGGACAAGCGCAAUCCUGGGGGGCUUAGCCCCCCCCUGAAUCGCUGCGCUCGGGGUGCUCAGCCCAGAAAGCCACGACAAGUGUACUCUCGAACGAAGAGGA
Messenger RNA from Chlamydomonas reinhardtii, 1453 nucleotides. RefSeq lists its product as uncharacterized. The transcript has 2 exons. The record is from RefSeq and is a predicted model, not a curated record. The coding region runs from base 286 to 813 and encodes 175 amino acids. NCBI's taxonomy places the organism in Eukaryota, Viridiplantae, Chlorophyta, Chlorophyceae, Chlamydomonadales, Chlamydomonadaceae.